CCAGGUCAUCGCACGAUCGCCAUCAACUGCCUCCCCCCUCGACGCACCACCACCUCCACACUCCGCCGUCGUCGACGCCUCCUGCUCUCCUCAUAUACUCCCCAUCAACCACGCCCUCCUCCGUCUUUCUUCCUCCAGUCCAGAUCUCCCUUCCCAUUCGCACACGCGCGCACGGAGACGAAGAGACCCCAAGCGCAACCGCAAGCAACGCAUCCACCCCUCCCUCCCUCCCCUUCCAUGGCGCCUCUGCUCCUGCUCUUCAUCCUCGGCGGCCUCUGCGCCCUCUUCUCCCUCACCACCUCCUCGCGCUCCACCGCCGCCAAGAAGUGCGUCGGCGACGUCAAGUGCGGAGACGCCGGCAAGGGGAGCGCCAGCGAGGGAGAGGAGGAGGAGGCGGCGAGGAGGAGGAAGCAGGCGCGCGGGCCCGACCCGGAGACGGACCUGGGCAUCGUGUUCUCCACGUUCGACCACGACGGCGACGGCUUCAUCACGGCGGUCGAGCUGGAGGAGUCGCUGCGCCGGCUCGGCAUCGCCGUGUCCGCCGACGAGGGCGCCGCCAUGGUGGCGCGCGUCGACGCCAACAGCGACGGGCUCAUCGACAUCCACGAGUUCCGGGAGCUCUACGACUCCAUACCCAAGAAGCGGAAGCACCAGCACCCCGCCGCCGCCAGCAGGGAGUGCCCGGUGGNNNGUGAUGAUGAGGAGGAGAGGGACCUGCGGGAGGCGUUCGACGUCUUCGACGGCAACAAGGACGGGCUCAUCUCCGCCGAGGAGCUCGGCACCGUGCUGGGCUCCCUCGGCAUGCGCCGCGCCGGCUCCGGCGCCGGCAGGCCCGCCGUCGCCGAGUGCCGCGACAUGAUACGACUCGUCGACAGCGACGGUGAUGGCAUGGUCAGCUUCGAGGAGUUCAAGCGCAUGAUGACCGUCGUCAAGGCCUGAGCUCCUCCUCCCUCCUCUUCUCCUCACAUAUCAAGCUGGAUUGGAGCGGAUUUGCAAAGGCAAGUAACGUUAUUUUGUUCUUGGAUCGGAAGAGACGCGUCGGGUCGGUAGCAGAAGCGCGAUCAGUUAACACCAGGAGCUCGUAUUUGUUUACGGGGAGUUGAAAGCUGAAUUAGCUUCUUGCUCUGUGUUUCUCCCCUGUUCUUGAAUCUUGAUCACUUCCCCCCUCUUUUCCCAGCCUAAUUAUUCGUACUUCUUUUUUAGUUCCGUUUACUGUUUUGACUGACAAGCAACAGACAUGUAUGUACAUAUUAGUUCUUGCUCGCUGUCAGGUUAAUCUGUGGAAAAAAGAACAGCCGGAUGAAUGGAAAUCUCUACGAACAUGACUUGUUUCAUUUUGUGUUCGUGUUUGAGAUUCCUUUUUUAUGCAAUUUUGUAUCGAACAA
Messenger RNA from Setaria italica (foxtail millet), 1385 nucleotides. Its product is annotated as probable calcium-binding protein CML30. Gene Ontology annotation, molecular function: calcium ion binding. The record is from RefSeq and is a predicted model, not a curated record. Lineage: Eukaryota; Viridiplantae; Streptophyta; Magnoliopsida; Poales; Poaceae. Bases 238 to 939 code for a protein of 233 amino acids. The transcript has 2 exons.